Molecule: messenger RNA, 897 nt
Organism: Acaromyces ingoldii
Lineage: Eukaryota; Fungi; Basidiomycota; Exobasidiomycetes; Exobasidiales; Cryptobasidiaceae
Exons: 2
Coding region: 130-843 (237 amino acids)
Biological process (GO): endoplasmic reticulum to Golgi vesicle-mediated transport
Cellular component (GO): membrane
Molecular function (GO): COPII receptor activity
Source: RefSeq, a predicted model, not a curated record
CUCUCUCCGUCUCACUGCAUCUGCACUUUUGUUUCUCUAUUCUCAGUCUUAUUUUUUGGGGGCUUUGAAUUGAGAAGAUCGUUGCCGCGAGGGCAACGACAGCAACGAGACAAGGCGAGGCGAGAAGCGAUGCUUCUCGAGCCGCUCACCUACCUCGUCGGGCUCCUUGCCGUGUUGGCGCUGCUGCUCUGCAUCGCCGCGGGCCUCCUUGGGCUCUGCAACUGGAUCGAGGAGCGUCCCUCGGCCGCGCUCGUCGUCUCGCGCCGCCUCACCUUGGUCGUCGCCGUCCUCCAGCUUCUCCUUGCGGCCCUGGAUGGACUCCCGUGGGCGUACGCUGCGCUGAUGCUCCUCAGCAAUGCGCUCCACCUCCUCCAUCUGCACCCUCAUCGGCCCCGACAUGCGCAGGCGCAGGCGCCCGCGGCAUCGGUCUGGCGCGCGAUUCGCGCCGCGCAGUUUCUCCUGCCCCUCGUCGCACACGCCGUCCUGCUCGCCUACCUCCGACCCGCGAGCGUGCAGACGCACCAGUCGCUCCGCGCCUCGUCGCACUGGCCGGGCGGACGAAAAGACUGGGACGCAUACAGCGACGACAACGACGACGACGACGACGACGGACACGGCAGCGCAGUCGUGAAGUCAGAUGCGGCCGACGCGGCGCACAGGCGGCAAUACACGACGGGCCAGGCGCUGGCGCUCAUGGCGCUCCAUUGGGUGCCGACGCUCUGGGCGCUGCUGGGCUACGUCGCACGGACAUGGUCCUUGCCGAUGGCUUCUUCCGCUUCGUCGGCGAAGAGCGCGGACACGAGGCUGAGAUACAAAAAGAGCACCAGCAUCGACGGUGAAUGAUAGAGAAAGGACCCAAUACAAGUACAAUUACAAGCAUCUAAGUGACAUGAUCUU